This is a messenger RNA of Helobdella robusta, 300 nucleotides long. RefSeq lists its product as hypothetical. The record is from RefSeq and is a predicted model, not a curated record. Gene Ontology annotation, molecular function: protein dimerization activity. NCBI's taxonomy places the organism in Eukaryota, Metazoa, Annelida, Clitellata, Rhynchobdellida, Glossiphoniidae. The transcript has a single exon. Bases 1 to 300 code for a protein of 99 amino acids.
AUGAAUUUGAAACCAAUAACACUUCUUAGCACUUUGGCAAGCCAAAACCUAACAAAUAUUUUUCCAAAUGUGGUAAUUGCAUUGAGAAUCUUCUGCACUCUGCCUGUGACGGUUUCGGAAGUUGAGCGAUCGUUUAGUCUUCUGUCAAGAGUAAAAAAUUUUUUGCGAUCCACCAUGAGCGAAGAACGAUUGACAAGUUUAGGAAUGCUUGCACUGGAAAACGAUUUAGCGAGAUCGUUAAAUUUUGAUGAUGUGGUUGAUGACUUUGCUAAUAAAAAAAGUAGAAAAGUUCACUUGUGA